AUGGCAACUUUUUGCGGGACCUUUAUUGGAACGUAUGUAGCCAGCGUAAUAGGAACCGACUGGCGUAUGGCACUGCGGAUUGCACCUGUACUUGAUGUGGUGGCUCUUGUGCUUCUAGCAGCAGUGAUGAGAAAGCCAGGUCGAGGUGGUUUUAUGUUGAAGGCUGAAAUAUAUCAGAAGAGAACUAAAGUUUACUCUGAUAUUUUUGAUCUGAUUUUAAACCGCUGUUUGGUCUUUGCUGUUUUGGGUUAUGCAGCUAGUAUGUUCAUUACUAAUAGCAUGUAUACAUAUGCUCCGAAUGUACUGAGAAAUGCUCGCAUGAUGUCAAAUAAUCACCAGCCUUGUCUGACAGUUGACUGCACCUUCGAUGACAGCACUUCUGGUCUCUGUCCCACUUAUGUGCUUUGGAUUAUUUUUGUAGGAAUUAGUUCUGUCGUAUCCCAAAUUCUCUUCUUCCUAAAUGGGAUUUGUUUGGCUAUGAACAAGGUCCUUAUCAACGAAAUCAUCAUGAUGGUAGUGUAUCCAAACCGCCGCUCUUGGUCAUUUACUGAAAAGUCAAUAAUAGGAUUGCUUGGAAAAGAAGGAGGCGAGAAAGAACAUUUAUGGAUUUUUAAAUUUAUGAAGAUAAACUACUCAGAAUCUGACCUGAUACAGAAUCACGCAAUGGAAUUUAUUCUCUACAUUUGUCCAUUUAUGGCUUUGGUCGGAGCAGGAUGUUUCUGUGUAACGGCAAAAUACUUUGAAUAUUAUAAGCAAAAUGUAGAAGACUUUAUGAAUACACCAUUCACAGAUGUAGAACAACCCUUGGAUACGGUGGAAUCAUCUGACACAAAGUAACAUGAUAGAUGAAGUUGAAAAAGACC
Messenger RNA from Xenopus laevis (African clawed frog), 863 nucleotides. RefSeq names its product protein spinster homolog 1-like. The transcript has 8 exons. The record is from RefSeq and is a predicted model, not a curated record. Bases 1 to 837 code for a protein of 278 amino acids. Lineage: Eukaryota; Metazoa; Chordata; Amphibia; Anura; Pipidae.